This is a messenger RNA of Monomorium pharaonis (pharaoh ant), 2238 nucleotides long. RefSeq names its product 60S ribosomal export protein NMD3 (gene Nmd3). Gene Ontology annotation, molecular function: ribosomal large subunit binding. Bases 192 to 1685 code for a protein of 497 amino acids. NCBI's taxonomy places the organism in Eukaryota, Metazoa, Arthropoda, Insecta, Hymenoptera, Formicidae. Gene Ontology annotation, cellular component: nucleus; cytoplasm. The record is from RefSeq and is a predicted model, not a curated record. The transcript is spliced from 12 exons. Gene Ontology annotation, biological process: ribosomal large subunit export from nucleus.
GACCUCUUUAACUCGUGACGCAUUGGCCGCACAUGAUUUUUAGGUUAGGUUUUUAGCUAAGAUUUUCGGUUUUGGAGAUUAGCAGGUGUUUCGAGUUUCAAAGAUAAUCUUCGUGUUUUUUUAAGUAGAAUAUCAAAUAAAUAAUCUUACAAGCAGAAAGAGAUUUUAUUCAAGCGUUACAGACACAUAAAAUGGAAUAUAUUGAAGUCUCUGACGAAGCACAGAAGAAAGGAAUGAUUCUCUGCUGCGAGUGUGGGCUCCUCAUCGAAUCAAAUCCUGCCAAUAUGUGUGUAGGCUGUCUACGUACACAUGUUGAUAUUACAGAGGGUAUCCCUAAACAAGCAACCAUUCAUUUCUGCAAGAACUGUGAAAGAUAUCUUCAACCACCUUCUGACUGGAUUCAUGCCUCACUAGAAUCUAAGGAACUUUUGUCAUUGUGCUUGAAAAAGUUGAAAGGAUUGAAUCGUGUGAAAUUGGUAGAUGCUGGUUUUGUAUGGACAGAACCACAUUCCAAAAGAUUGAAGGUAAAGUUAACUAUUCAUGCAGAAGUUCUUGGUGGAACAGUCCUGCAGCAAGUAUUUGUGGUCGAAUAUGUUGUGAAUCAUCAGAUGUGCGAAGACUGUCACCACAUAGAGGCUAAAGAUUAUUGGCGUGCAUCUGUGCAAAUCCGCCAAAGAGCAAUAAACAAGAAAACCUUUUACUACUUAGAACAGUUGAUAUUGAAACAUAAAGCACAUGAGCAUACAUUGGGCAUAAAACCUAUUCAUGAUGGUUUGGACUUCUUUUUCGCAAAUGAAGCUGCAGCUAGAAAAAUGGUUGAUUUUUUAAUGACUGUCAUGCCAUGCCAUUGCCAACAUUCGAAGAAAUUAAUUUCACAUGAUUGUCAUAGUAAUUUGUACAAUUACAAGUUUACAUUCAGCGUUGAAAUCGUUCCGCUCUCCAAGGACAGCGUAGUCUGCUUACCGCGAAAGUUGGCUCAACAAUUGGGUGGCAUUAGCCCUAUUUGUUUGGUAUAUCGAAUCACAAAUUCUGUGCAUCUUAUAGACUUUUUAUCAGGACAAAUUGCUGAAGUUAGUGCGACUGUUUACUGGAGAUAUAACUUCAAUAGUAUAUGCGAUCCAAAACAAUUAACAGAAUAUAUCGUGAUGGAUAUUGAACCAAUAAAGUAUAAAGAUAGAAAAAUGUUCCCAGGACAAGGAUCUAUUUCUAAUAAACACAUUAUAGCAGAUGCAUGGCUAGUGAAAGCAUCUGAGCUGGGAAUAAACGAUAAUCCAAUUCACACACGUACACACUUAGGACAUAUACUUAAACCAGGCGAUUCAGUAUUCGGCUAUGCUCUCAAAGAUAGUAAUAUUAACGAUACCAAUUUCGAGAAAUUAAGUGAUGAUUCAAUACCCGAUAUUAUUCUGGUAAAAAAGUUUUACAGUCAUAACAAGGCGGCCCGUCGCAAAGCACGAGUGUGGAAGUUGAAACAUAUUGUUGACGAAGCAGCUAGUAUGAGUACAGAAAAUAAUGAUUAUAACGAAUUUCUUGACGAGCUGGAAGAAGAUCCAGAAUUGAGACAGAAUAUCAAUAUAUAUAGAGACAUUCGGAAACACAUCCCUGUUGAUACUAGUGAGAUAGAUCCGAGCAUUCCGCAGAUUACACUCGAAGAAAUGAUGGAUGAUCUUGUAAUUGAAGAUUGAAGUGUCUGAAGUUUAUAAAUAAAAAAAAGUAAAUAAAAAUAACAAUUUUUUUUAAAUAGAUUUUCUAACAAAUGGAUCUAUACAAUCUUGUAUGAUAAAAGAAUUUAUAUUAUAUAGCAGUUGUAUUGUGAAAUUACGAUGGCAUAUUUUUAUCUAUAAAAUAAUCGUUCAACUUGUUGUCUUGACAAUAUAUUUUAUGCAUAUCAAUAAAAAUAUUUAAAAAUAAAAUUGAAAACUUAACGAUUUUUAUAAGUUUCUCCACAUUUUCGAAGGAAUUGGCUAUUAUCAUCAUUGUGUAAUGUUUGAUUAGAUCUAUCCAUAUUAUUAAUAUUAAAUUUAUGAUAUAAUUAAAUAACAUAAUAUGUGGACUGCGUUAAGGAGAUCUAGUAAAUUAUAUAAUUUACUAUACGUAAUUCAUCAAAUGUAUAGAAUAUAUCUAUUGUUCACAACAAAUGUUUAAGAAAUGUAAUUGUGUGAUAAUGAUAACACUCUUCUAUUUGUAUUCUGCGCACAUUUUAGUCAUAAAAAUAAUACAGUAUUGAUUAAAAUUGUA